Messenger RNA from Carica papaya (papaya), 2263 nucleotides. The record is from RefSeq and is a predicted model, not a curated record. Lineage: Eukaryota; Viridiplantae; Streptophyta; Magnoliopsida; Brassicales; Caricaceae.
AUGUUCAUCCGAGGGAAAGGUCGUGACGAAUAUCUCACUGGAGAGCUCUCACCACCUCCCAUGAAUGAUCCAAAUGCUCGGGCAUGGAAAGUAGAGAACAAUCUUGUUAUGUUUUGGUUGGUGAACUCAAUGACUACUGAGAUUGGAGAAAAUUUUCUCCUUUAUGAGACUGCGCACGAUAUCUGGGUCGUAGCCCGUGAGUUCUACUCCACUCGUGAUAAUACUUCUGCCAUCUUCGAAGUCGAGCAGCUUGACGCUUUUGAGGAACAUGCUUGGAGCUGUCCCGAGGAUGCCAGGAGAUUCCGAAGCAUCAUGGAACAGAAACGAAUAUUCAAAUUCCUCUUCGGACUGAACAAAUAUCUCGACGAGGACUUAAAUUCAGGGAAGACGAUUGGCAAUGCUAGUAUGGAUUCUGGUCUUUAUCUACUACAACCUGACAAUUCUUCUCUUAGGAGACAAACUCAUAAUGUAGUAUUCAUUCAUCCCACUACUGAUAUUCAGGAGGACAAUAUUAAUCAGAAAUAUCAAGUAUGGGAUGUAAGUACACCACCUCUCACCUCUCGUCCCCUCACUAUUCCCGAGUUCUCAUCAAAUUUUUCUGAAAACAGUAUCAAAGAGUUUGAAUCUGAACCUGUACCUACUACUAUAACCUGUACACCACCUCUCACCUCUCUUCUCCUUACUAUUCCCGAGUCCUUAUCAAAUUUUCCUGAAACCAGUAUCAAAGAGUCUGAACCUGAACCUAUACCUACUACUAUUAACAAAGAGUUACGUGUGUAUAUUAGGAGAAAUAAAACUCCAGUUGAUAAAGAUUUUGAACCAACUACACAUUGCCAUGAGUCUAUUUCAGUUCCAAGCAGUAAGGACAUAUCAAGUAAUGAGUUUUCAGGCACAAUUUCUGAUACUGUUACCAUUACUAACCAUGAUAUUGAGUUACCUAUUGCCUUGCGGAAAGGAACUCGAUCUUGUACUAGACACCCUAGACAGGAUUAUGUUUCAUUCAACAACUUGUCUUUAAAGUAUUAUUCAUAUUGCUAUCAUCUUUUCUCAGAGAAUUCUUAUGGAUGGGAGGUGAAAUCUAGGGUUCAGUCUUUAAAUUUGCUUAUGGGGGCUCUUUGUGAACGUAACCGCUCUGAUUUGGCAUUGCAAGUUCUACAAGAGAUGAAUUAUCAGGGUUGCUAUCCAGAUAGGGAAAGUUAUCAAGUCUUGAUGAAGGGAUUGUGUGGAGAUGGGAGGUUGCACGAGGCAACACAUUUAUUGUAUUCAAUGUUUUGGAGGGUCUCACAGAAGGGCAGUGGUGAGGAUGUCGUGAUCUAUAGAAUACUUUUAGAUGCUUUGUGUGAUAAUGGAAAAGUUGAAGAGGCUUUGGAGAUACUUGUUAAAAUCUUAAGGAAGGGGCUAAAGGCUCCAAAACGCAGUUAUUGUCGUCUUGAUCCUAGUCAGUUUAGUAACUGCAAGGAUACAGAGGGCACAAAGCUUUUAAUUAAUGAAGUUCUGAUUAGAGGGAUAAUUCCUAGUUUGGCCAGUUACAGUGCUAUGGCGAUUGAUCUUUAUAAUGAAGAUAGGGUUAUUGAAGGUGAUAUGGUGCUGUACAAAAUGCGCAAUAGAGGCUUUUGGCCAACCCCACAAAUAUACGAAGCAAAGAUGGCUGCAUUGUGCAAGGAUGGUAAAGUUGAAGAGGCAUUGAAAGUAGUUGAUGAAGAGAGGGCAAAAGGGUACUUGGCUCCAAAUGUUAGAAUAUAUAAUAUUCUAAUGAAAGGUCUGUGUGAUGAAGGGAAGUCGGCACUGGCUGUUGAAUACCUGAAGAAAAUGGCUAAGCAGGUCGGCUGUGUUGCUAACAAGGAAACUUAUGAUAUUUUAGUGAAUGGACUAUGUUCCAAUGGUAGAUUUCUUGAUGCAAGCCGAGUUUUGGAGGAGAUGUUGAUAAAAUCAUAUAGGCCUUGUCUCGAAACAUAUAACGUUCUGAUAGGGGGUCUUUGCUCCGUGCAGAGGCUGUAUGAAGCUGUGAUGUGGGUGGAAGAGAUGGUUAGCCAGGGUUUGCUGCCAGAGAUUUGUGUUUGGCGGUCUUUGGUUUCAUCUGUGUGCUGCAAUGCAAGUGAUCUUGAUAAUUGUUAUGAAACCUUAAAUCAUCCGAGUAGUGUGUCCUAGCUGAUUUCUGUAUCAGUUGAUACUUGUUUUAGCCUUUACCUGAUAUGUACUUUUAUAGCUUUGAACUUGUAAAUUAACUUCCAAGUUUUUCAAAUUAAUUAAUUAAUUAUGGCCA